UCACCUUUCAGUCAGUUGGGUCACUGGCAUCUUUCUGUGAUGUGUUGAUCAUCUACAGAAGACUGUAAAGGCAACAGAAGGCAUAAACUUAAUGGUCAUCUGUGGAUAAUGAAUGUUGGCCUUGUGCUCGUUCUUUUGUUGACAGGAUGCAAAUCAGAAACUGGACAUGUCAAUCAGCCAGAUCCUCUGCUGACAUCCCAGGUUGGGGAUACAGUAACUCUGCGGUGCUUUUAUCCAAAAAACAUACCAUCUUACAUGUCUUGGUACAAGCAAUCAGGAGGAUGGAAACCUCGGCUCAUAUCCACAGUCUAUAUAUUUGGAGGAGACGUUGUUUUCUAUGACGAGUUUAAAAAUGACCCUCGCUUCAGAGUACAGAAUGAAGAGGAAAUAAAUCAUCUGAUCAUUUCAAACACACAAGAUUCUGAUUCAGCAAUGUAUUACUGUGGGGCUACAAGUUUACAUAUAGUGCAUUUUGGAAAUGGAACACUUUUGGUAACAGGCACAGGGAGGAAGAGCAGGACUGUGGUACAGCAGCCUGUGUCUGACACAGUGCAGCCUGGAGACUCUGUGAGCCUGCAGUGUACAAUAGAGACUGGGAGCUGUGCUGGAGAACACAGUGUUUACUGGUUCAGACAUGGAUCAGGAGAAUCCCUUCCAGGAGUCAUUUACACCCAUGGGAACAGGAGUGAUGAGUGUGAGAAGAACCCUGAGGCUGGAUCUCCUACACGGAGCUGCGUCUACAGCCUCCCCAAGGGGAACCUCAGCCUCUCUGAUGCUGGGACUUACUACUGCGCUGUGGCCAUGUGUGGGGAGAUGCUGUUUGGGAACGGGACAGUCGUAAACUUUUCAGGAGAUACAGUUGCUCUCCUCUACAUUGUAUAUUUUCUGGGUGCCGCCUUGGCUGCUACUUUCAUCCUGAUUGUCAUUCUCAUCCACCUCAUAAGAAGACCCUGCCAGCAUUGUAAAGGGCAAAAUGAAGGGCUAUCCACUGAAGAGAACCACGAAGCUGACAGACUGAACUAUGCUGCACUGAAUGUCACCGGCAAGAAAACCAAAGACAGGAAUAAGAGAGCAGUCAUGGGGAGAGAAACUCUAUACACAGACGUGAGAUGUGAAGUUACAGGCUAAAACAAUGCUGUACACAAUGAUCUCUUACUGUGUCUUAACAAACAUUAUUAAUUGACAAACAAGAAUAACAAAAUAACUGUAAUUAAAUGUAAAAUGUUAUUUUAUAAAGUGUUAUAGAUCCUGAAAAAGGAUGAGAAUUCCCUGUACAAGUUAGUAUUUUCCAUUCAAAAUUUAGGAAUCUGACAGACAAUUCGGUGGUAAUUUACAUAUUUAGUUUUUUUAAUCAAUAAACUAAAAACACAAUCUUUUGUUUUCAUGCUGUACUGCCUCCUGGCAUAACAUGUAAUUUAUUUUGUGUUCCUUCCGAAAAUGUACAUGAUGUCACAAAAUGUUUUUUCCCUGUUCUUCUACAGUACAUAAAAUAAACAGAAUUUUCCACUUCUGAACUAGGUUUGUAUUAUAUUGUUUUUGUAAUAUUUUACUGCUCUGUACCUGUGAUAAGAAUGAAUUACCAAAGUCAUGUGGAAAUAAAGAGAAGUCACAUGAAGACAAUGACAGCUGGGAUCUUGCGGGAAUAUGUGUAAAGUAAUGUUUAAAUAAAUGUAAUAUACUGUCA
Messenger RNA from Brienomyrus brachyistius, 1684 nucleotides. RefSeq lists its product as uncharacterized. Lineage: Eukaryota; Metazoa; Chordata; Actinopteri; Osteoglossiformes; Mormyridae. The transcript has 6 exons. The record is from RefSeq and is a predicted model, not a curated record. Gene Ontology annotation, biological process: response to bacterium. The coding region runs from base 109 to 1128 and encodes 339 amino acids.